Molecule: messenger RNA, 429 nt
Organism: Aspergillus luchuensis
Lineage: Eukaryota; Fungi; Ascomycota; Eurotiomycetes; Eurotiales; Aspergillaceae
Product: ubiquinol--cytochrome-c reductase subunit 8
Exons: 3
Coding region: 1-429 (142 amino acids)
Biological process (GO): mitochondrial electron transport, ubiquinol to cytochrome c
Source: RefSeq, a predicted model, not a curated record
AUGGGUGGCCAUCUCGAUCCUAAGAAUGGAGUCUUCCUGGGCUGGUGGGGUGAUCUGGGAUGCCCUACUCCCCAGCGUGUCACCUCCUACUCCAUGUCCCCUAACCGCCAGCGCCCUCUUGCCGGUGCCGGUCACGCUGCCAUCUUCAACGUUUUCCGCAGAUUCAGACACCAGGUCCUCUACGUCGCUCCUCCCUUCAUUGCCGCCUACGCCAUCAUGAACUGGGCUGUUGAGAGGUAUGCCUCCCCCUUACGUGCGGACAUGAAAGCCUAUAUUACGCAUGUUUCUGGUACAAUUGGACAUCCCAGAGCUGACGCUUGGACUUGCUUGCUUAUAGGAACGAGUACCUCAACUCCAAGCCUGGCCGCCUCCUUGAGGGUGGUGACGAGUAAAUGUAACGUGCCAGCUGGGAAAACCUUGAGAGAAUAG